Molecule: messenger RNA, 3698 nt
Organism: Stylophora pistillata
Lineage: Eukaryota; Metazoa; Cnidaria; Anthozoa; Scleractinia; Pocilloporidae
Biological process (GO): multicellular organism development; protein phosphorylation; positive regulation of kinase activity
Cellular component (GO): signaling receptor complex; plasma membrane
Molecular function (GO): transmembrane receptor protein tyrosine kinase activity; ATP binding
Source: RefSeq, a predicted model, not a curated record
CUUACUGUUUCUAAAGGUUGCAUGGCGUGGUCAUCAUGGAGUGGCGGCUGCAAAGAGUGCGGAGAGAACCGGGAAAGAGUUGAGUUUAACUGCUCAAGAACUCGGGAAUCCCGGCUUUGUAAAUGCCCUCCUGAAAUUAAUCAUCAGCUCAAGAACCAGCCGUUUUUAUAUAACUCAACCCUUCGGUUCAAAUGCUCUCUAAGAGGUUUCCCUGAACCUGAGGUACUCUGGACUAAGGAUGGGGUGAAUCUUGGUGACAAAAACACUCUCACGAUUGAUCGAGUGAAAUAUGAAGAUGCUGGCCAAUACACAUGCAGCGCCAAAAACAGCGAAGGGAGCAAGAACUCAACUUUCUGGAUUGAAGUGGUAGGAGUCUCUCCCCAGAUCAUUGCACCUCCAACAAACCAAUCUGUUACUAAAGGAUACCCUGUCAACUUUAGUUGCGUAGCCUCAGGUGUUCCAACACCAACAUUUGUAUGGGAUUUUAGUAAUGGUGACCUGUCAUCUGGUAUCCAUCAGACCGAUCAAGAAGGAGAGUCACUCCUGGAAUUGCCACGUGUCACAAAAGAGAUGGAAGGGACUUACAAUUGUACAGCAACAAACAAAGAAAAUACAACCAGUUCCUCUGCAGCACUGCGUGUUUAUGGAAAAGCCUCUGCUCAAAUUGUUCCAGAGACAAAUCCAACACUCACAGCAGGAAAAUUUCUCACAUUGACCUGCAAAGUCAACGAGGAAACCGUAAACAUAACAUGGAAGAAAGAUAGAGAAUCAUUAAGAGAACGAGCAGUUAUAGAUACCCGACUAGAUGAGAGAAAGAGUAAACUUGUUGUUGCUGAGCUUGUGGAAGAGGACAGUGGUGAAUAUUCUUGUGAAGCAAGUAACAAGCUAGGAACUGUAGCUCGCUCUUCUGUGACAUUGGACGUAAAAGCAGCCCCAGCAGCUCCUUCCAGCAAUUCACUGAAGUGGUACUACAUUGGUGGAUCUAUAGCUGCUGUCAUUUUCCUGCUGGUUCUCUAUGCAUACAUCAAAAAACGCCAUGCAACAGCCUUGCAAGAGGUGCCCAGCAGGUUGAAUGAAGAGCAAGAUGAAGUUGAGAUGAGUCAGCUGAACGCAAACACGGAUGGAUGGGAGAUUGCAGUUGACCGCCUGAACUUUCGCGAGCCUAUUGGCAGAGGGGCAUUUGGCUCAGUGUGGCGAGCGCUCCUUAGUCGGUCCCAUGGCAGACGUGAAAGUCGUACAGUCGCUGCCAAGUGUUACCUGCCAAUCUCUGGAGAGCAAGGAAGGAAGGCCCUUCUGAGAGAGAUCGAGUUAUUAAAACUCUUUGGAAGGACGGGCCACGAGAAUGUUGUUAAGUUCAUUGGCUGUGUUACAGUUGGAGCUCAGCCAAUACUUAUCAUAGAGUACCUAUGGCGAGGUGACUUGCUGGGCUACCUCAGAAAAUCCAGGGGGGUUUUCGACCACUAUCAUCGUGGGGUCGGAAGGGUCGACCACUUGACAACAUAUGACAUGGUGCUGUUCGCUAAACAGAUCGCAAAUGGUAUGACUUUUCUCGCGUCUAGAGGGAUAAUUCAUCGUGAUCUCGCAGCUCGCAACAUUCUCCUCGAUGAGCAUCGUGUAUGCAAGUUGACUGAUUUUGGGCUCUCUUAUCAGGAUUUCAAAUACGGUACAGGAAAGGCCAAGAGGGGAUGUAUCCCAGUAAAAUGGAGUGCACCCGAGAUCCUCAUUGGCCAUGUGGAACGGCUGUCAACCAAAAGUGAUGUGUGGUCUUAUGGCAUAGUCCUGUUUGAAAUCUUCACAAUUGGAGGUAUUCCAUACGAAGGAUGGUCGGAAACCACAACAAUAAGAAAAAUCUAUCAAGGAUACCGUUUGCCAAAGCCUGAACAUGUAGACGACAGUAUAUACGCAGUGAUGUUAAGCUGCUGGAAAUAUCAAAUUGCUGCCCGGCCACAUUUUGUGAACCUCUACAAAACAAUGGAUACCUAUCUUAAAACAAAGACAUAUGUGGAUAUCGUGGACAUGGACAAGUAUGAUCAGGAUAAGUACAAGUUUAUCGAUGAUCGUGGGGCUGUUGCAAUCCGAGAAGAUGCAGGACCGGAUGAGCAAGGAGCAGCUGCAGCAAAUCCCAACCGUGAAGUGGGUGCUCACGGUGCUACUGCACAUCCUUUUGUGGUUGAAAUAGACGAUGGCGCUACAGCUUUCCCUCUCACAAUUAGCGAAGGAGCAACUGCAGCAAAUCCCGACCGAGAAGUGGGUGAACACAGUGGUACUGCGCAUCCCUCUGUUGUUGCAAUAGACGGCGGUGCAACAGCUUUCCCCUUCAGAGUUAACGUGGCAGACGAAGGAGCAACUACAGCAAAUCCCGACCGUAAAGCGGAUGAACACGGCGCUAUUGCGCAUCCAUUUGUGGCUGCGAUAGAAGAUGGUGCUAGAGCUUUCCCUCUCGGAAUCAAAGUAGGAGAAGAAAGUUGGGCAGCGCACUCUUUUAAGAGUGAUGACAAAUAUAUUGAUGCCUUAGCGUACCUUCACGAGAGUGAUACCUUACCAUACCUCAGCGACAACGAGGAGGAAGAUUUUGGUGACUGUGAGGGCACUCUUGGGCCUCAGGAAGAGGAUAUUGACGACUCUGAGUGCCCUUUUGUUAUUAAGGAAAAAGAUAUCGAUCUUUUGCCAUCUUCUUUGGUGAUGGAUGACAGAGGUCUUGGUACUCUGGUAUGCCCUUUUUUGACUGAUGAGGAAAAUCCUGAUUGUUCAGCAUGCUCUCUUGUAAUUGAGGAAGAAGAUUCCAGCAACUCAGCAUGCUCCCCUAUGAUUGGGGAGGAAGGUUUGGAAGCCACAGUAUGCCCUUCUGGAGUGACUGAUCCUAAUUUUGUUGCACACUUCCUUGCCAUUGAGGUGAAAAAACCUGAUGCCUCACAAUUUCCUCCCGUAAUCGGGAAAAAAGAUGUCGAUUCUCUCGAAUACCCUCCCUUGAUUGAAGAAGAGGGCCAUGUUGAUUCCGCUUCUUCUCCAUAUGUCGAAGAGGGUGGAACAAGCAAUCCUGAGACUAAUGCUGAUAAUCAAGAUGCAGCAGCAGUACAGUCCGUAAAGGAGGCAGGACGUGAAGAACCUAAGACUUGCCAACUUGAGAACACAGAGGGUGAACAAGAUGAUAUUGGAAAACAUAUGGAGGACCAAGGUGAUGCUGUAGACCUUUGUGAUGAAGAGGUUGGUGUGCAAGAGAGUAAUGGUUAUCAACUAAAGGCCGUGGAUACAGACGAAACUGGAAGUGACGAUGACGAGGAGUCAUCAGAAGCAACUCCUUUUGUGCAGGACUGAGGCGUGAUACCAGAAUUGCUGAACUCCAAUUUUGUAGUCAUUUAUUGCUCAAAUUUGCUAGUUUCCAAGUUUCCGAGUUUUAUUUCGCACUAUUGAAAUUAACACAGUAUAAGACGACUUAUAUAACAAGGUGAAGAAGAUAAUGAGAAUUAGAUAUCAUGCAGGUUUGCAUAUGUGUGUACAGUGACCAAAGUAGCCGUAGCUUUUGUGUUGGUCACUGUCCCUUUUAAGUAAAUAGAGAGGUCCAACAAACAAGUGUGAGGUAUUAAUAAAUUAGGAUAUUAAGAGAAUAGUUCUUAAUAUGAAUAGAUAGAAUGAAUACUAGACUUAUUGAUACAGCACGAUAAUAGAAAACACUUAGAAUUUAUAAGAAAAAAUAAAAA